AUGGCACAGGGCAAAAACAAGCAGGCUUCACGUGCUCGUAAAGGAGGAAAGAAACGCGUCGGAGAUCCUUUCUCAAAAAAAGAAGUCUUCGAAGUUAAAGCUCCUUCAACCUUCACAGUCAGAAACGUUGGCAAGACUUUUGUAAACAAAACCUCAGGCACCAAAAUUGCAAGUGACGCUCUUAAAGGAAGAGUUUUCGAAGCCAACCUCGCAGACCUCCAGAAUUCUGAUGAACUCGCCUACAGAAAAGUCAAGCUUAUUGUUGAUGAAGUCCAAGGAAAGCAAUGCCUUACAAACUUCUAUGGCCUUGAUUUCACCAGAGACAUGCUUUGCUCUCUGCUGAGAAAGUGGCAGACACUCAUUGAAGCCCACAUUGAUGUUGAGACCAAGGAUAACUUCAAAGUCAGGAUGUUCUGCAUUGGCUUUACAGCUAAAAGAGCUAACCAAGUUAAGAAGACCUGCUAUGCCAAGACCUCACAAAUUAAACAAAUCAGAAAGACUAUGAUGAACAUCUUACUCUCUUUGCUAGAGAGCAAAACUAUCGAAAAAUCACAUUUUUGAAAAUUAGCCUUUCAUAAUUUUUAAAAUAUCAAUUUAUUUUUAAAUACAAUUAAUGAUUUUAAUAAUUAUAAUUCUGAUAAAUGCUAACAGCUUUCAUUCUAAACUUAAAUUUAAUAGUUUUUAUGAAAUUUAAGGGAAAAAAAUUUAAUUGAUUCUCAAAAUAAAUUAAAUCUCUCAUUUAGCACUCAAAAACUAUCAUGAUUGAUUGUGGAGUGGAGUUAGCAAACGAAGCUCAGUCAAACGACCUAAAAGGUCUUGUGAAGGUUUUGAUUGGAACUGAUAUCAACAAGAGGAUUGUGAAGGAGUGCGCAAUCAUUUUCCCACUACAGAAUGUCUAUGUCAGGAAAGUCAAGGUUAUCAAGAGACCAAAGAUCGAUGUGGCUAAACUUAUGGAGCUUUACAAAGAUGCACCAGAAAUCUCCACUCAAGCUAAGCCAGAAGAGGAAGGAGCCAAAAACGCCCUUACAGCAGAAAUAGCUAAAUAA
This is a messenger RNA of Blepharisma stoltei, 1046 nucleotides long. NCBI's taxonomy places the organism in Eukaryota, Ciliophora, Heterotrichea, Heterotrichida, Blepharismidae. The record is from the annotation of a GenBank genome assembly.